UUUUUUUUGACAAACAUGGCGACCGGGUUGUAUAGAUUGUCGUGAACCUCGCUUAGAAAAACGCGAAUUACACCCAAAAACUAAUUACAAUUAAUAAAAAUGUUUCGAUAAUUCAAUAACCACAUCAAUUCUACAACACUGUGGGCAUUAGAUUAUCCGGUGUGUUGUGGAUUUAUGCGAAUUAUCGCAGUGUACAUAAAAAUUGCAAUACACAUUUGCGGGCGGGCUGUGGUUUUUCAUUCAAUCAGUUUCAGUUAUAGUUUUUCUUUUUUCUUCCAUCGUACUUUUUCGCCCAAUUCGCCUCCGAGUGAGAAAUUUUUCCUUAUUAGAAAAAUUUUGGGUUUUUUUCCUUACGUUUGUUAGGUAUAAAAAAGUGGAAAAAUGUAAUAAAAUAUGUUUGUUUUUCGUGUUUCGAAAAUGAAAAUCAUGUAUAUUAUUGAAAUCCUAAUAUAUUUGAAGUGUUAAAAAACGGUGAGAGAAGGGAGUCACACAGUGGACAAUUUGUUCUGUUGCCUUUCGUUGGAUUUAACAUAAAAAAGUAAUUUUUAUUUUCUGCACACCUUUGUGUGGUGCGUGCGAUUCGUGUCUUGUCGUUUCGUCGGGGGAGAGGGGCUGAGUUUUCAUAGAAAAAUGUUGAAUGAAAAAAUAUGUGUUAACAAAAUAAAAGUUGUAUGACAACUAAAUAACAUAAUAAAGGAGAUUUUCUGCUAUAAUUCAAACAUAUCGAUUUAGCACUGCUCCAUAGAAAUCGCAUAAUUACAUAAAAAUAAGGAAGAGAACAAAAACCUUUGCAAAGAAAGAGAUUUUCUCGUCGAGAAAUACCUAUACAAGUAUAUACAUACAUAAAUACAAUUUAGAGUUCUGCCGAAAAAUUGUUUUUUUUUUUUUAAAUAAAAUUUAAUCUUUUGAAUGGAUGUGUUGAGACAUCGCAUGGGGCUAAUGCUCUCAUUUUAGAGGGAGUUCUUAUUUUUCAGUUUUUUUCCUCAUCCUUGAUAUUUUUGAAUUUUAAUUCGUUGUGAUUGUGAUUCUAUCCCGGAACACCCUUGUAUCUUUGGAGAGGAAGAACGAGACGAACUCAAAACAUUCAACACUCCCCAAAAGCCAACCGCACUCACAUUCUGUUAUUCUUGUGAAACAAGAAAAUAUAUUUCUAUUCCCUGGGUGAAUUUACUAAAUAAUGUGGAGCAUGAUGUGCGACGUGAUGCCGACUAUAUCCGAGGAUAGCAUCUCGCAGCGGUCCUCGCAGUUCAGCGGCGAGGAUGCCAACUUCGAACAGCUCAUGGUUUCCAUGCUGGACGAACGAGAUAAGCUUAUGGAUAGCCUGCGUGAAGCACAGGAACGACUUAGUGAGUCGGAGAUGAAGCUGCACGAUGUCGAAAAGGAGCGUGAUAGUUUGCAUCGUCAAAUCAAUGCAAAUUUGCCUCAGGAAUUCGCGACCCUUACAAAGGAACUAACACAAGCUAGAGAAACUCUAUUGGAGCGAGACGAAGAAAUAGCCGAAUUGAAAGCAGAACGAAACAACACACGGCUUCUUUUGGAACAUCUCGAGUGCCUGGUGUCGCGACAUGAACGUUCCUUGCGAAUGACAGUAGUUAAGAGGCAAGCAGCUGCACAAAGUGGUGUCUCUAGUGAGGUUGAGGUGUUAAAAGCUUUAAAGAGUCUAUUUGAACAUCACAAGGCUUUGGAUGAGAAAGUGAGGGAACGGCUGCGUUUGUCAAUAGAGAAAAAUACUGCCCUUGAAGAGGAAUUAAAUUCAACCAAAGAUGAGUUACAGCAAUAUAAAUCUGGUGCAAUACAACAUAAUAGCGAUGCAAACAAGGAGAAUGGCACCGGAGAUAAGAGUGGAGGUGGUAUCAAUGGUGAUGCAGCGGAGAAUGCAAUUGAUUACGCAGCAAAAACCCACGAAUUGCAAACUAUUAUUGAGAAACAGACUGCUGAACUUUCUCAGUGGCAGCGCCGUGUAUCCGACUUAAACAGCCGAAUAAACGAACUUGAAGAUAAUCUUGGAAAAGUCCAAAAAGACCUUUCAAAAUCUCAGGAGCAAUGUUCGAAAUUACAACGCGACUUGCGCGAAAAUGUCGCCCAAAAAGAAGAUCAAGAAGAAAGAAUAGCAACGCUGGAAAAACGUUACUUAAAUGCUCAGCGAGAAUCUACUUCAUUGCAUGAUUUGAAUGAGAAACUUGAACAAGAACUGCGGCACAAAGAGGCCCAACUCAAGUUGCACGAGGAAAAAAUCGCAGCUAUUCAAGAAAAAUUGGAAUUAUCCGAACAAAAGUUGGCGCAACAAGCAAAACUUCCUGACAUGGAAGAACAACUGAAGGCACGCAUGGAGGCGUUAACUCAGGUAGGAAACAAGGCACAAGAACGUCAUGGAUCGGCUGAAGAUCGUAUUCAACGAUUGGAAACCAAUUUGGACGAAAAGAAUGCCGAAGUUGUACGCCUUAACCAAAGACUUAAAAUGAACGAAGAGCACAAUAUGCGGCUCUCUUCGACUGUUGAUAAAUUACUAUCCGAGUCGAACGAACGACUUCAGGUUCAUCUCAAGGAGCGUAUGCAUGCUCUGGAUGAGAAGAAUAUCCUAACACAGGAAUUAGAAAAGGCCAGAAAGCUAGCCGAAGAAUUACAUCACGAAAAGAGUGAAAUAAUGAAGGAGCUCUCCAAGACAAGAUUGGAAAUUGAGAAUUUCAAGAGGCAAUUAUUGCAGCAGGAAAUCGCUUAUAAUAUUCAACAAACCGAAGCUUUGACACGCAGCUUAUCGCCUAGCAGCGUUGUGGACGGAACAGCAUUUUCAAGGAGUACAUCUCACACUAGUUUCGAUACACAUUCGUUGAGGCGCAAUAAGCAAAGAAUGGAGGAAAAUGAUCAGUUUGCUAGAAGUUUAGCUGAGCAGGAAUGGAGUAAAUUACAACAAGCUCAUGCGUUAGCAAAUGUUCAAGCUGCAUUUGAGGUGUCAAGUGGGCAGGAAUGCGAUGAGAGUGAUGGUCUUUUUGGUGCUGCAGAGUUGAUGUCACCCUCAGGUCACACUGAUGCACAAACACUUGCAAUGAUGUUGCAAGAACAACUAGAUGCCAUUAAUAAUGAGAUUAGGCUAAUACAAGAAGAGAAACAAUCAACAGAAGCACGAGCCGAAGAGCUCGAAUCCAGAGUUGGCAGCUUAGAGCAUGUGAAUCUUUUAUCACGUGGACGUUCAAUGGACAGACAAAGCCCACCGCUUAGCGGGCGUAGUACACCGAAUAGCCCCAACAGAGACUACCUUCAUAAGUAUCAUACUGCACCAGCCUCAAUGUCACCAGCUCAUCUCCAUCAAUAUGCGGCUUCCCUCAGUCCUGGCCAACUGUCUGAGUCUCUUCCUUCGAGCCAGCUUAAUCUCCCAGCGCUUUCAUCUGAUGUAUCCAGGGAUGAGCUACAUGCUAUGGCAAUGGCUGGUGAUUCUAGUUCAGGAGGUGCUGCGUCGCCCCUCACCGCUAGAUCAAUGCGCUUAGAACGGGUAGCGCAAGCAUUAGCUCACAGUCAAGAGGAGCUACGAAGAAGAUCGAUGGGGUUGCCACCGAGUCAAGGACCAAAUAACAAUAUAAGAUCGGCAUACCAAAACUAUGGACCAUCACCGUUGAGUUCACGUCACGGAAGUCAAGAAUCACUGCGUCAUUAUAGCACAAUGGGUUCCAUGAAUAUGCUUCAGACUCCUACAUCUAGUGUAAGUCGUGAUGUAGUUACAGCGGUACAAAAGAAAAAAGGCAUCAAAUCGAGUCUGGGUAGAUUCUUUAGUAAAAAGGACAAAGUUAAAGGUGUCAAGGAUUCAAUGCCUGAUGGCUCAACAAGUAUGAUGUCGAUAGGUAAUUUAUCGAUAACAAUGAGUGAUAUCGACUCCAACUAUGAUGCGAUGAGUUUAUCUGGUGGUAAAAUACCUGGAAUGGUUGGCAUGCCAGGCAAAGUUGACUAUGGAAGACCAAAGAAAGAACAUGACUAUCGUAAUGAUUUGUUAGGAGAAGCGAUGAAGGCUGGUACACCAUUUGCAUUGUGGAACGGGCCAACAAUAGUUGCCUGGUUGGAAUUGUGGGUUGGUAUGCCAGCGUGGUAUGUGGCUGCUUGCAGAGCAAAUGUUAAGUCUGGAGCUAUAAUGAGUGCAUUGAGUGAUACAGAAAUCCAAAGAGAAAUUGGUAUAAGUAAUCCUCUACACCGACUAAAACUACGUCUUGCUAUUCAAGAGAUGGUCUCAUUGACUUCACCAUCAGCUCCUCAAACUUCACGCACAACUCUUGCCUUCGGGGACAUGAAUCACGAAUGGAUUGGCAAUUAUUGGCUUCCAGGCCUUGGAUUGCCACAAUAUCGCACCACAUUUAUGGAAUGCCUAGUCGAUGCCAGAAUGCUAGAUCAUUUAACAAAAAAAGAUUUGCGGGGCCAAUUGAAAAUGGUUGAUAGUUUUCAUCGGACAAGCUUACAAUACGGUAUAUCUUGUCUUAAAAGACUGAACUAUGAUCGCAAUGAGCUUGAGCGAAGACGAAAAAUAUCCGAAAAUGCUCUUUGUGAUUGUUUGGUAUGGAGCAAUGAGAGGGUAAUUCGAUGGGUAGGCAGUAUUGGUUUAAAGGAAUAUGGAAACAAUCUUUUAGAAUCGGGUGUGCAUGGAGCCUUAGUUGCGUUAGAUGAAAGCUUUGAUGCAAACGCAAUGGCGUUAGCAUUGCAAAUUCCUACACAAAAUACACAAGCGCGGCAAACACUCGAUAUUGAAUUCAAUAAUCUCCUUCAAGUUGCCACUGAACGAAGGCCCGAAAACGAGCAGCUUCAUAAAUCCUGAUCCAACGCCAGUCUCUCAACAUUGAGUGACGAAUGAACAAACAAGUAAAACAAGAAUGCACCCUACAACGCAUAAGUUUUCAAAAACAGCCGGGUUUAAUAUUUAAAAGAUAAAAAAACGAGAAUUUUUUAAUAGCAACAACAACAAAACAAACAAUUUCCAGAAAAAUGGGAAUACUAAAAAAAAACAGAAAUAAAACUGCUCAACGUUCAAAAAACCAAAAAGUGAAAAAGAAAAUUUGCAAAAUCGUGAGGCUAGUGAACCAACUAGAUGAUUUUUUUAAAACAAAAAAAAACAUAUUACAAGUACAUUUUUUUAAUGUAUAGAUUUAUAGAUUAUUACGUUUAUAUAUAAAAAUGUAGAAGUUACAGUUUCUUACUAGGCGCAGCUGCAGCACAAAAACAACAAACAAAAUAAAAAUAACAUGUUUGUAAUUUUUAUACAAAUAUAAGGGAAAGAUAGAAAAACCAGAACAAAAAAACAACUAUUAAGACAAAUAAUUUCAAAACAAACAACAAAUAUAACUUUUAAAAAAAUUAAAUUAAAUAAAAACAAAAAUAAAACCAACAUCCUCCUGAUAAAUUAUGACAAAAAUAAAACAUCGAACAAGUAGUGUUUUUAAAGAAAGAAAAACAAAAAUCGUACCAAUUUUUCUUUUUUUCUGUUUAUUAUUAGCUCAGAGAAAUUACACAUAAAAGCUACAAAUUAAAAAAAAAUAUAUUCAACCAACUUGCCAUUUUGUGGAGUUAUUUACUUUAAUGUCUUACAUUCAAUAUAUGAGUUUCAAAUAUUCUUCCUGUCCAAAAACAGUAUAAUCCAUCAACAUUUCCUCUAACUUUUAGUAAAAUGAUUAAAAACGGCGGCGAGCAAAAUGAAAAACAAAAUUAAAUAAUCUUUGAAUAUAAGUUGCAUUUUUGAAGUUCUUAUAUAAAUAUUUCCUUUAUGACAAGGUUGAUUUCAUAUUAUAGGUCCUUUAAAAUAU
This is a messenger RNA of Eupeodes corollae, 5774 nucleotides long. It is a transcript of the gene Liprin-alpha, whose product is annotated as liprin-alpha-1. Lineage: Eukaryota; Metazoa; Arthropoda; Insecta; Diptera; Syrphidae. The transcript is spliced from 20 exons. Gene Ontology annotation, cellular component: presynaptic active zone. Gene Ontology annotation, biological process: synapse organization. The record is from RefSeq and is a predicted model, not a curated record. Bases 1178 to 4792 code for a protein of 1204 amino acids. Gene Ontology annotation, molecular function: protein binding.